This is a messenger RNA of Kickxella alabastrina, 1737 nucleotides long. Its product is annotated as SPX domain-containing protein. Gene Ontology annotation, molecular function: metal ion binding. The coding region runs from base 46 to 1614 and encodes 522 amino acids. The record is from RefSeq and is a predicted model, not a curated record. NCBI's taxonomy places the organism in Eukaryota, Fungi, Kickxellomycota, Kickxellomycetes, Kickxellales, Kickxellaceae. The transcript has 2 exons.
CAAUUUCUUGUAGCCAUUUUUACACUUUUUUAUUGCACAUUAACUAUGAAAUUUGGUAAAACAAUCGAGACCAACGCAAAGGAGCUGCCCAAGGACUGGCAGCCGUAUAUCAUCCAGUACAAGCAGCUGAAGAAAAGCAUCAAGCAAAUUGUUUACGAGCUCGACAAUACGUUUAGGACACUGAACCUGUCGCCUCUAACAGUCUCUGGCGAGCCAUCGGCCAACGAUAGCAGUACCAUAGAUAACGGCACCGCCGAUAACAGCAAGGCGACUUUUUCGGCAGAUGGCAGCAUCAGUAGCGACGCUGUGUUAGAAGCGAUACCGGUCAGAUGUGUGGGAGUGCCCGAAGAAAUCGUGUACAACAUUGAGAAGGAUAGCAAUGGCGUUGUGCACCCAGUUAUAAUUGUCAAAAUCUGCAAACCCGUCGAUGCCAUGCAGUGCAGCCAGAUUGUGGAGCUUCCAGACGUGGCUGGACUGCCACAGCGCACAUCAAUUAUUCUGCCACCAUCACACACAAAUGACGCCGAUACGGCUGGAGACAUCAUUGACAACGGAAAGAUUUACGUUGGCCAUAGCAGUGAAUCGAUGUCGAAAUCAAAAUUGUUGACGCCAAGCGCAAUUUGGACUACGCACUCACACACACUGGCGGCUGCUUCUGAGAGCUCUAAAGUGCCCAACAGCAAUAUACACAUUGAAACGACAAUCAUCGAAGACAUCGAGGAGACAAAGGUCACAUUGCGGCUGCAGACAGACCAAAUGUUUUUUGCGCAGUUAAUUCAGUACAUCGAGCGCACACACGAGUUCGAGCGAGAGUAUACCAAGCAGUACAACUACAAUGUCAGCACGUUGGGAAAUGAGCUGACUGCAGUCACCUCGCCAUUCAAGCAUGAUUUCCAGAUCUGGCGUGAGAUCUUCCGGUUGUACAUGGAGGCAGACGUGUGGGAUCACACGGAGGGUGACUUUAGGCCGACAAACACGGCAAAGGAGGGCCAAGGCCGAUUCGGCAAGUUUACAAGCCACAUAGACAGCCUCGGGCUGGCUAACAAGUUUCGCGAUCCGCUCUCGGCAAAGCUUUUGAUAAACUUUUACGAGCUCAACUCAGAGCUGACAUACCUGAAGAUGCUGCAAGAGAUGAACGACCUGGCCAUGCGCAAGAUUCUGAAAAAACAUGACAAGCGCACCAAUCUGAUAUCCAAGGCCCAGUUCCCGCGGAUGGUGACCAUCGACACAACUACGCUGACAAAGGCUCUUUUGUUCACGUUUCACACUGAGCUCGUUGGCAUUGUGCCGCAGAUCGACGACUAUUUGUGCCCAAUGUGUCUCAACAUUGCCUGGCGCCCGCUACGUCUGCACUGUGGGCAUGUGUUCUGUUCACGGUGUGUGGUCAAGGCGUCCCGGCGCUGCAUCUUUGACUGCCCUGUGUGUCGCGCGAAAGAUGCCAUCUACAAGGCGGGCGUGACAAACAUCGACAAGGCCCUUCUCAACUUCCUCAAGCUAUAUUUUCCACAAGAAGUCAAGGAGAAGCAGCGUGACAUCCAGCACGAGAUAUCCCACGACGAAACACGGGUCGUGCUUGCCGUGCAGACUCGCGACAGGCCGUGCGUAAUCAUGUAGCCCAAAUGGACUAAUGAAUUUUAAAAAUGUACCUUUUGGUCAACAAAGGUUUUCGAUAUGUACUGCGCCAUUGCGCUUUGAUCAAAAGCAUCCCUUAUUUGAUAUUUUAAUAAUUAGGAAAUC